Messenger RNA from Penicillium daleae, 273 nucleotides. RefSeq lists its product as uncharacterized. The coding region runs from base 1 to 273 and encodes 90 amino acids. Lineage: Eukaryota; Fungi; Ascomycota; Eurotiomycetes; Eurotiales; Aspergillaceae. The record is from RefSeq and is a predicted model, not a curated record. The transcript has a single exon.
AUGCAACCGUCUCAACGCCUCAAUCAUCCCCUUCACCUCCAUAACAUCUCUCGAACCCACCUCCGCAACAAUCUCCUCUUGCAGAGCAGCCUCGCAAUCGAGGAAUUGCUCAAUCAACUCACCGUCCACGAAGCGAUACGGGGUAUCUGCCGAACGCGUGAGAGUUCGGAACGCGCGGAAUUUGUCGAAGGGGAGGUUGCCGAGCGAAUCGACUUUGCUGGCGAUUACGCUUUGGAGCGUGAUGAGGAAGUCGUUGUGGUUGGGGUUGAUUAG